Messenger RNA from Helicoverpa armigera (cotton bollworm), 1738 nucleotides. Its product is annotated as cytochrome P450 4d8. The coding region runs from base 67 to 1584 and encodes 505 amino acids. The record is from RefSeq and is a predicted model, not a curated record. NCBI's taxonomy places the organism in Eukaryota, Metazoa, Arthropoda, Insecta, Lepidoptera, Noctuidae. The transcript is spliced from 10 exons. Gene Ontology annotation, molecular function: oxidoreductase activity, acting on paired donors, with incorporation or reduction of molecular oxygen; heme binding; iron ion binding.
CAAUAUAAAGUUUAGCAUAUUUAAUCUACAUGCGAGUAGUGGACGGACAGUCAGAUAAACAACAUUAUGUUAGUGGAGAUUUUAGUGUGUUUUUCCAUUAUUUUGUUAUUGUACCAAAGAUGGGUGAAAAGAGAUAUUUACAAGUUGGGUGCACAGUUGAACUCUGGUGUAAGGACUUUUCCAUUUAUUGGACACAGUUAUUUGUUUUUUGGUGAUAAUCAUGCACGAAUGAAUGGUUUCCAAACUCUUGGCCGUGAUGCAAUAAGCAAAGAGAAUGGUCUGACAUCUAUGUGGCAUGGCAAUCAUUUAUUUACAAUGAUAGCUGAUGCUGAGGCUGCAGAAUUCGUUUUGAAGACAUGCCUCGAAAAGGAUGACAUUAUGAAGUUAUCCACACUCUUUGUAGGCAACGGCUCUAUAUUUGCUCCAGUGUCAAUCUGGCGUCCUCGUCGUAAAAUCCUGGUCCCUUGCUUCGGCACUCGAAACCUGAAGACCUUCAUGUCAAUAUUCGUGAAGCAGAGCGCCAUACUGGUGAACAGGAUCGGCAAGAUGGCGGGCACCGGACCUCUGUCUGCGUGGAAAUAUUAUACGGCUUAUACUAUGGAUGCUAUUGCUGAAUCAACACUCGGCUACCAAAUGGGAGCCCAGAAUGACACCCGUCAUCCAUUCUUAAAAGCAGUUGAAGAUGGACUCGCCAGGAACGCAGAGAGGGUGUGUCAACCUUGGCUGCAUAGCGACCUGGUUUAUACCAACCUGCCUAUCUACCCUAAGCUAGUGGCUUACAAAGACUUUAUGUGGGAUUUUGUGUUAAAGCUAAUAAAAGCCAAACGAGAGGAAAUUAAGGAAAAUGAUGAAAUACAAAAAAACAAUGAAGGAUAUGCAGAACGCACUUCAUCCACAUUCAUGGAAUCCCUAAUAAGAAUAUCUGGAGGUGACGGCGGUUACACGGAUGUGGAAAUAAUUGAAGAGCUGAUGGUCAUCAUGGUGGCUGGUAAUGAUACCUCGGCGGUGGGGUCCUCAUUCGUGUCUCUGAUGCUGUCGAGACACCCUGAUGUACAGGAGAAGGUUUAUGAAGAAUUACUAGAAGUAUUCGGUGACUCAGACAGAGCAGCGACGUUUGAAGACCUGCCACGUCUCAAGUACUUAGAUGCAGUGAUUCGAGAAACACUAAGGUUAUACCCUCCUGUACCAGUUAUCACCAGGAAAAUUGUAGAGGAGGUUACAUUACCAUCAGGUAUAAAAAUCGUCCCUGGUUCUGGCAUCAUAGUGAACAUCUGGUCCAUCCACCGCAACCCUCGGUACUGGGGCUGUGACGCGGAGCAGUUCCGUCCUGAGCGCUUCCUCGACGCGCCGCCCACACACCCUGCCGCCUUCAUGCCCUUCAGCCAUGGACCUAGGAACUGCGUUGGUUACCAGUAUGCGAUGACAUCAAUGAAGACCGUAGUAUCAUCAUUACUGCGGCGUUACAAACUCCUGCCAGCCACAGUACCCGACGAGAAGGGAACACAUCGCCCCAUACGUCUGAAGUUCGAUCUCAUGAUGAAAGACGAUGACGACUUCCAAAUACAAAUAGAACCAAGAACUUAAUAUAUUGAAUUAAUUUUAUGUUUAAUUAAGUUAGCUUAAUAUGCAAGGUUUUGAUGCAAAUGAGAGGCAAAAAUCGGGUUAUUAAUCGGAUUUUUGUGGAUUAUGAAACUUCUUAGGUAUUCAUUUACAGCGUAUUUUAGAAGGUGAAUAAACU